Molecule: messenger RNA, 2351 nt
Organism: Linum tenue
Lineage: Eukaryota; Viridiplantae; Streptophyta; Magnoliopsida; Malpighiales; Linaceae
Source: the annotation of a GenBank genome assembly
AACGACUUCGGCGCGAAACCCUGGAAGCACUAACAGCCGCCAUAGCCAGCAUCUGCCAUUCCCGCUGAACCAAGGAGGUAACGUACGUAGGCGAUAUUUCUCCAUGAAAAGCUUGUAAAUCGUUCUCUGGUUUCUGUUUCUAUACUAACUGCUUUGUGGGUUUUGAUUGAAGAAAGACCGUGAUCUUCUUUACUCGUUCGGUCGUCUCCUUUCCCCUCUUUAGGGUUUUAAGCUUUUGAUUUGCAAGUCGAAAAAUCGUUGUUUCACGUUUUCUGGGUUCUUGGCAUUUCGUAUCCUUGGGCUGUCGAUUUCUUUUUUUUUAAUUUGAGCUCGUGAAUUUCGGCAACGGCGGUGAUGAACCUAUCAAUCGGAGCCGAGCCCAUGCAGCCCAUGCAGAGUAACCAAGCUGCGUGCGCUGCUAGAAUGCAGGGCUUUGUCUUUCUGAUUGGUGAACGUUCUGAGCUGUGAACGGUUGGUAGUGUGUUCGUAUAUAUAUGCAGGAUUGAUUAGGGUUUGCCGUGGAAGAUGUUAGUACUGUUUGAGACUCCAGCCGGAUUUGCCCUUUUCAAAGUCCUGGAUGAAGGGAAGCUAUCCAAAGUUGAGGACUUGUGGAAGGAGUUCUCUUCCUCUGACACUGCGAGGAAGGUGGUGAAGCUGAAAGCCUUUGAUAAGUUUGACAAUACGGCUGAUGCUCUGGAGGCAGCAACCAAAAUCAGCGACGGCUCAACCACUAAAAGCCUGCGGAGAUUCCUGAAAGCUCACUGCGAAGGCGAGAGAUUGGCUGUGGCUGACUCAAAGCUGGGGAAUGCAAUCAAGGAGAAAUUGAAAAUUGACUGUGUGCACAACAAUGGUGUCAUGGAAUUGAUGAGAGGUGUGAGGAGCCAGUUGACAGAACUUAUAGCUGGUCUAGGGAGCCAAGAUUUGGCACCAAUGAGCCUCGGUUUGUCUCAUAGCAUGUCCAGAUACAAGCUGAAGUUCAGCCCUGAUAAGGUUGAUACAAUGAUCAUUCACGCUAUUGGCGUGCUUGACGAUCUCGAUAAGCAGCUUAAUCAGUAUGCAAUGGCGAUGAGGGAAUGGUACGGUUGGCAUUUUCCAGAGCUUGCCAAGAUUGUUCAAGACAACAUUGUCUAUGCUAAAGCUGUGAAGUUGAUGUCCUUCCGUGAGAAUGCUGCGAAACUUGAUUUCUCCGAGAUAUUGCCCGAGGGUGUCGAGGAAGCAGUGAAGGAAGCAGCCAAGACAUCGAUGGGGACUGAAAUGGGCGAAUACGACAUGGCAAAUAUAAUGCAGCUCUGUGACAAGUUCUUGUCUCUAUCCGAACACAGGCCUCAACUGUACGACUAUCUGAAGAGCAGGAUGAACACCGUCGCGCCUAAUUUGACUGCUCUGGUUGGGGAGCUCGUUGGGGCUCGGCUGAUUGCCCAUGGAGGCAGCCUGAUGAAUCUCGCCAAGCAGGCAGGGAGCACCGUCCAGAUUCUUGGAGCAGAGAAGGCCCUGUUCAGAGCCCUGAAGACGAAGCACGCCACUCCUAAAUAUGGGUUGAUCUACCAUGCGUCCCUUGUUGGCCAAGCAAUGCCCAAGAUGAAAGGGAAGAUUUCCAGGUCGCUUGCUGCUAAAGCUUCUCUUGCGAUUCGAUGCGAUGCUCUUGGAGACGGACAAGAUAACUCCAUCGGAUUAGAGAAUCGUCUCAAGCUGGAAGCGCGAUUGAGGAGGCUCAAGGGCGAGGUUUUGGGACGUUCUGCAGGUUUGGUUAAGGGGAAGCCGAUGAUUGAGGCUUAUGACAAGGAUAGGAAGAAGGGAGGAGCAGCUGGAAUGAUAACUCCUGCAAAGACCUACAAUCCUUCUGCUGAUGCUGUUCUUGAGCUAACACCGAAAUCGGUUGGAGAGGAGACCGUCGAGAUGAAGAGGAAGUUUGAUGAGGAAGCUCCAGCUACUGAUGAAAAGAAAGGUCUUUCUUUGGACAAGAAGAAUAGCAAGGAUGUGGAAGCUGCUGGAGGUGCUAAUGGUGUAAAGAAAGAAAAGAAAAAGAAGAAGAAGAAACAAGCUGAAGGUGAACAGAAUGAUGAUGUUGAAGAUGGCGGUGAGAAGAAGAAGAAGAAGAGGAAGCGGUCUUCCGAGCUGGAAGCAGCAGAGAAGCCUACAAGCAAGAAGGAUAAGAAAUUCGUUACGUAGGACAUUAUUUUCAUUUUCAUAUUUGGGAGAUAUUUGGUGGUUUGGAAUCGCAAAAUUAGUUCCAAGAAUUUUUUUUGUUUAUUUCUCGUUGUGCGUUGGAAAAAAAAUUCGAUACGAGAAUGGUUGAGUUUGAAUACAUGUCGAUUUUCUUGCAUGUUAGAAAUCGGAAAUUGAUCGUCAAU